GUACACAUGUGGAUCUGCGCAGCGGGCGUGCGUGCGCCCGCCGCCCGUGCCAACGACGCGACUUACUUAUAUUUCUCACAAUUUCUUUUACGGAAUUAAUAACCUAAAAUUAAACAUCCGUCCGUUCCUAUCUUUUUCUUUUGAACAAAUCAUACAAAUUCUCGUAUGAUUCUUUCUUGGUUUUCCAGAUAACAUACGCAUUGCGUCCCGUGAUAUUGUUAGUGAUCACUAGCCAUGCUAGCCAUGAAUACCUAUUAACUUCCUCUGGAAUACUGCCGAAUUUCCGCUGACGGCGACCUUAACCUUUUGUUGAUAGGACUCUAUAUCAUGGCUCUACGUCGUGGAAAACGUAAUCUAAAACUGCAGGUCUCCGACGAAGCGCCUACACCAGUGACUCCACCAAGAAAUUUAGACAAACGAACUACCAUUACUAUAGAUGAAAAAAUGUUUGUCGUAGAAGCUGAUGAUUUAGAAACACUUUGUGUACUUGGUCGUGGAGCAUAUGGAAUUGUUGAUAAAAUGAGACACAAACAAAGUGGUACAAUUAUGGCUGUUAAGAGAAUAGCUGCUACUGUUAAUACACAGGAGCAAAAGCGGCUACUCAUGGAUUUAGAUAUUUCCAUGCGUAGCUCUGCGUGUCCCUACACAGUACAAUUCUAUGGAGCCUUAUUUCGAGAAGGAGAUGUAUGGAUAUGUAUGGAAGUGAUGGAUAUGAGUCUUGAUAAAUUUUAUACGAAAGUGUAUAAACAUGCUCGUGCCAUUCCUGAAGAUAUCCUAGGAAAAGUGGCUUUUGCAGUAGUGAGCGCGCUACAUUACCUUUAUUCACAAUUACGAGUGAUUCAUAGAGAUGUAAAACCUAGUAAUAUCUUAAUUAAUCGAAAAGGCGAAGUAAAAAUUUGUGACUUUGGUAUAUCAGGAUAUCUUGUGGAUUCAGUUGCAAAGACCAUUGAUGCUGGAUGCAAACCGUAUAUGGCUCCAGAAAGGAUAGACCCAUCGGGUAACCCAUCGCAAUAUGAUAUCAGAUCCGAUGUCUGGUCAUUAGGUAUUUCCCUCGUUGAACUAGCAACUGGUAAGUUCCCAUAUGAGUCGUGGGGUACGCCGUUCGAGCAACUAAAACAGGUAGUCAAGGACGAAGCCCCGAAAUUACCUGUGGGAAAGUUUUCUCCUUCAUUUGAGGAAUUUAUUAAUAAGUGUCUAAUGAAAAACUACACUGCCCGCCCAAAUUACAGUCAAUUGUUAGAACUUGACUUUAUCAGAGAAUAUGCCCAAAGAGAUACAAAUGUGGCCGAAUUUGUUGGAGAGAUUUUAGACUUACCGGAAAAUGAACAACCGGUAUAGUGUAUACGUCAUUUUGACGUAGCUUGCAAUAUAAUUUAACUUAAAACUUGUAUUUUUGCAAAACAGUCAUGUGAUUGGCAUUGUUAUGUGUAAUUUACAUUCGUGAAUUGCGUUUGAUCAUUGUGUCGCAAGAUAUAAC
Cyphomyrmex costatus is the source of this 1477-nucleotide messenger RNA. It is a transcript of the gene lic, whose product is annotated as dual specificity mitogen-activated protein kinase kinase lic. The transcript has 6 exons. NCBI's taxonomy places the organism in Eukaryota, Metazoa, Arthropoda, Insecta, Hymenoptera, Formicidae. The record is from RefSeq and is a predicted model, not a curated record. Bases 328 to 1338 code for a protein of 336 amino acids. Gene Ontology annotation, biological process: protein phosphorylation; stress-activated MAPK cascade. Gene Ontology annotation, molecular function: MAP kinase kinase activity; ATP binding.